Molecule: messenger RNA, 1215 nt
Organism: Melampsora larici-populina 98AG31
Lineage: Eukaryota; Fungi; Basidiomycota; Pucciniomycetes; Pucciniales; Melampsoraceae
Exons: 4
Coding region: 1-1215 (404 amino acids)
Source: RefSeq, a predicted model, not a curated record
AUGCCUUCAAAUGCCAACAAUCGCCCUCUCAAGAAUAUAGGACGACACCCAAAACCUGUUACUCCUCUCCAAGCUGCUUUCUUAGCUCAGAAAAAAAAAGAUCAGCGUCAGACAAGGCAGUCGCAAUCUCAGUUCAACAUACGCAAAGAACCAUUGGCCUCAAAUGUGAAUGUGACACCACAGCAGCCAGAUUGGGCAAACUCGCAAACUUUUGGAGACAUUGAAUACGAUUAUGGAGAUGAAGAAGUUGACCCAACAGCGCACACAAACCUUCAAGAUUACAUAGACAAUGACGAUUGGGAGGACGAAGACUCCGAAUACGAUUCGGAAGAUGAAUACAUACUUUCAGGCCUUCGUCGUCGGGAGUACGACCGGAGAAGACUCAAUCAAGAAGUCCAAUGGCACCGACAAUGCUCUCUGAUGGUUGCACCGUUUCUUCGAUGCCGUAAAAAAACUUCUGAUUGGGGUAAUUGGAUAAAUUGUCAUCAAGAUUUCAAAUCGCCCUGCUCCUGCCCAGUGAAAAGCAAACGGACUGUUUGGGUUGAUCUAGUGGAUCUCUUAAUUCGAUCUGUUAAAAGACGGUUCAAAGAAGUGGAAAAACGACUGGUUGAAGCUGAAUCAGCGUUACAUAAAAUACAGGCGCAACACCCAACUCAUACUAUAGUGUAUCUAGAGACACAGUGGAACAGACAGAGGGAAUUGCAAAGAAAAAUCAUAUCUGAGAGUGCCAAAGACAAGCGCGCACAACUUUCGGUGCUUAUCAAACUUGAAGAAGGGCUGGUUGAGGCUCGUAAUAAGCUCCAAGUCAUCGAAGCCAAAAGUCGAAUGGCACGAACGGAUGAGGAACAUAAUGCGCUCCUCAGAUUACCUCAAACACUUGUACUUUUGGAGCAGAAAGCCCUAGAUUUGGCUAACGAGCUUGGCUCAAAGCACUUCCAUCGAUCUUCAGAUGUAAGCAAAGCGGAGAUGAUUGAGCUGUUAUACUGGAACCUUGUCCAAGAGACCAGUCGCUUAUGGAUGACUUUGGAUUAUGGUCUGGAGGAUGUUAUGAACUCCACAGCACAAUACUUUGAUGGUGCACAUGUUUCAGAUCAAAUUCUCUUAAAUCAAUGGAGAUCGAUGAGGGCAAGGACUAUGGCUCACUGGGAUGAAGUUGUGGAUAUACCCGCUUUGAUUGCAAAGAAAACAAAUGAAGACUUGAUGAUAGAACACUAA